AUGUUUCAAAUUUCCAUGAAAUUUCAGAUUCCUUGUUACAUGGGCUUUCAACUUUUUUUUUCAAUUCAACACGUUCCCUCAUCAAAACUCUUGAUUCAUUGCCACAAAAACUAUAUGUACACCUGCAUGACAACACAAACACAUGGAAGGUGCAGCAUUCCGCGCGGAAAAAGAAAACACAAAGUUGUGUCUGCCGACCGUAUAAAACGAGAAGUCUUGCGCAACAGCACCCCCCCCCCCCCCCACCUAUUGAGGUUCUACCAUAUGUUUGCACACGCGCCUACUCUUGUUAGCUCCCCCGCCGCUGGACAUCAGCUGUUCCGAGCAGUUUCGUGGAAAUAG
Messenger RNA from Caenorhabditis elegans, 342 nucleotides. RefSeq lists its product as uncharacterized. Lineage: Eukaryota; Metazoa; Nematoda; Chromadorea; Rhabditida; Rhabditidae. The transcript has a single exon. The record is from RefSeq and is marked reviewed. Bases 1 to 342 code for a protein of 113 amino acids.